AUGGCGAGGAUACGUCCUAAGACCCGGAGUUUUUCUGCUGCUGCAGACGGAGACGUUCCUCGCCGGGAACCGAUCCUAGGGAAACAACUCCUGAUCCCGAGCAGCAAGCCGACCAUGAAGCUAUACAGCUACGUCACCUCAGCGCUCCUCCAUCCCCCACCCCCGAAACCCCCCAAUCUCCUCCCCCCGCCGCCGUUCCGCUCGACUCGCCGCCCGCCCCCGCGCUACUCCCAUUCCCGCCCGCCCCAACUCGUACUAGCUUCAUGGUCCGGUACAUGCGACAUGGCGAGGAUACGUCCUAAGACCCAUGAGCUGCGAUGA
Messenger RNA from Penicillium verrucosum, 321 nucleotides. RefSeq lists its product as uncharacterized. The record is from RefSeq and is a predicted model, not a curated record. The transcript has 2 exons. Bases 1 to 321 code for a protein of 106 amino acids. NCBI's taxonomy places the organism in Eukaryota, Fungi, Ascomycota, Eurotiomycetes, Eurotiales, Aspergillaceae.